AGUACGGAAGCGGGCGGCGCCGGGCUGGCAGGGUACGGAAGGCACAGACAGAGUAAAGUGCCGGUUGGCGGUGACUGAGGGACGGACCGCGGCGGUGGCAGCUCGGCUGUAGAAUGGUGUCACCGCGGUCUGUAGCGCACCAUGAGGAGCCGGCCGGGGGUGGGCACGAGCCUACCGGCGUCACACUGGAGUGGGAGCUCGCUCUAGAUUCCUCCGACCUGCGCUCACACGCCUGGUUCCAUGGCCGGCUGGGUAGGAUGGAAGCCGAGGAACUGCUCUUCUCCGACGGCGAUUUCUUGGUUCGGGAGAGCGCCUCCCAGCCCGGAGAGUUCGUCCUCAGCUGCCGCUGGAACGGCAACAACGUCCACUUCAUGGUCAACAAGGUGCGGAUGAACCCCGACACCAUAUACGAGACGGAGCAGUUUGUGUUGGAGGACGAGCCGUACGAGACGAUCCCGCACCUGAUCACCAGCUACGUGGGUGUGGAGCGCGCCGUGUCAGCCGCCACGGGCGCCCGGAUCCGGCGCCCUGUGAACCGAACGGCGGCCAUCGGCGGCGGUCAGACGCCGGCGCCGGCCGGCGGCCGUCUCAGCUGGCGCCGCUCGCUGACGGGCCGCUCGGGCCGGCGGGCCGACAGCGCCGAGCAGCUGUCGUCCUCGGGCGCGCCGCGGCUCUGCAGUAGUGGCUCGCUGCCGCGCCUCUCGGCCGCGCCGCUCUACCAGAAGCCGGGUCGGCUGCUGGCAGACCAGCGCUCGCCGCCGCCAAAACCGGACCGGUUCGAGGGCCGCGAGUACGCCGAGAUCCCGGACAUCCCCGAGCAGCCGGCGCCGGCGGCGGUCGGCUCCGGCUCCGGGUCCGGCUCCGACUCAGGACACGGCUCCGGGGACUCGGCGGCUGACCGCGCCGCGGGCAACCGCCCGCCGCCCGCCCCCGCCCUGGCGCCGGUCGAGCUCAGCCCGGCCUCGGCGUUCGACGUGGGCGCGUUCGAGACGAUACUGCUGCCGCUGACGCACAACGCGCCGCUGGAUCGGACGGCACUGCGUGGCGUCACCAUGGAGCUGCUGGAGACGGAGCCGGCACAGCUGGCGGCCACGCUGACCGCCUGGGACCUGCGCCUACUGCAUGGAGACGGGCGCGACCGCGGCCUGGGCGUCACCUGCGGCAUCGAGCUGCUCACCCUGCCACAGGGCCAGCAGCUGCGCAUGGACGUGCUGGAGAGAUCCGAGUGGUUCUCGGCGUUUGUUAUCGCCUCGGUCGUCUCACUAGAGGAUGACGACCAGCGUGUGAGGACCAUCAACCGGUGGAUCGAGGUAGCCAUCGAGACCAAAACGGCGCUCGGAAACCUGUACGGGUUCGCCAACGUCGUACAGGCCCUCUGUUCCUCACAGGUGCAGCGUCUGUACACCAGCUGGCACCAGGUGCGGCAGCGGUUCACCAGCUCGGCGGUGCAGUUCGACGCGCAGCUGGCCCCGUGGGUGCGCCGCGCCGCGCACACCGCCGACGAGGCGCCCAACACGUGCAUCCCGCACGUGGCGCCGCUGGCCGCGCUGCUGGAGGAGCCGCUGGCCGCUGAGCAGCCAGUCUCCGAGCAGCUGGACGCGGCGCUCCACCUGCUCUCCGAGGGCCGCCGCAUGGCGACUGAGUGCGACACCUACCGGCGCAACGCGCGCGCCGCGCUGGCCGCCCGCCCGGCGGCCGGUGACGGCGACGGCGGGCCGCGUGAUGACCUGUUCCGGACUGAGUUCCACCUGCGGCUGCUGGCCGGCAGCAAGGCGGCGACGGCGGCCGACCAGCAGCGGCGCCGCGAGGAGCUGCUGCCGCGCGUCCACAAGGUGCUGGCCGUGCUGGCCGAGCAGCGCGACCCCAGCCCCACGUAGACGGGACCCGAGCCCCCCCCCCCCCCCACAGACCAGUACACACUGCGCACUCACUGGUCCCAAAUUCGGCCCACAUUCCAACCCCACUUGACUCCGGCCCACAAGGGCUAUGCACAUAUCCCAUCACCUCUUCAGGACCGGCAUACAUUCC
This is a messenger RNA of Amphibalanus amphitrite, 2028 nucleotides long. Its product is annotated as breast cancer anti-estrogen resistance protein 3 homolog. The coding region runs from base 114 to 1877 and encodes 587 amino acids. Gene Ontology annotation, biological process: small GTPase-mediated signal transduction; positive regulation of peptidyl-serine phosphorylation. The record is from RefSeq and is a predicted model, not a curated record. The transcript has 6 exons. NCBI's taxonomy places the organism in Eukaryota, Metazoa, Arthropoda, Thecostraca, Balanomorpha, Balanidae. Gene Ontology annotation, molecular function: guanyl-nucleotide exchange factor activity.